Molecule: messenger RNA, 3457 nt
Organism: Anas platyrhynchos (mallard)
Lineage: Eukaryota; Metazoa; Chordata; Aves; Anseriformes; Anatidae
Source: RefSeq, a predicted model, not a curated record
UGAAGAAAAAACUGGUCGAGCUCACAGACCACUCUCUCCUAAGCAGAAUGUGAGGAAGAAUCUUGAUUUUGAACCACUCUCCACUACAGCACUUAUUUUAGAGGACAGACCAGCGAACCUCCCAGCAAAACCAGCAGAAGAAGCUCAGAAACACAGACAACAGUACGAAGAAAUGGUGGUUCAAGCAAAAAAAAGAGAGCUUAAAGAAGCCCAGAAGAGAAAGAAACAACUGGAGGAGCGCUGUAAGCUGGAGGAAAGCAUAGGCAAUGCUGUUUUAACUUGGAACAAUGAAAUCUUGCCCAACUGGGAAACUAUGUGUUGUUCCCGUAAAGUUCGAGAGUUGUGGUGGCAGGGCAUUCCACCGAGCGUGAGAGGCAAAGUCUGGAGCUUGGCAAUUGGCAACGAGUUAAACAUCACCCAUGAACUGUAUGAUAUUUGCCUGGCUCGUGCCAAAGAGAAAUGGCGAUCACUUAGCACAGGAGCUGAAGUAGAAUGUGAAGAUGCUGGAUUUUCUGCAGCUGACAGAGAAGCAAGUUUGGAGUUAAUAAAACUGGAUAUCUAGACGUUUCCUAAUCUCUGUAUAUUCCAGCAGGGGGGUCCUUACCAUGACACGUUGCACAGUAUUUUAGGAGCCUAUACUUGUUACAGACCUGAUGUAGGCUAUGUACAAGGCAUGUCAUUCAUAGCAGCAGUAUUGAUCUUGAACUUGGAUACUGCAGAUGCCUUCAUUGCUUUUUCUAACCUUUUAAAUAAACCCUGUCAGAUGGCGUUUUUCCGUGUGGACCAUGGCCUUAUGUUGACUUACUUUGCUGCAUUUGAGGUAUUCUUUGAAGAAAAUCUGCCAAAGCUAUUUGCUCACUUCAAAAAAAAUAACUUAACUCCAGAUAUCUAUCUUAUUGACUGGAUAUUCACAUUGUACAGCAAAUCUUUGCCACUAGACUUGGCUUGUCGUGUCUGGGACGUGUUCUGCCGUGAUGGAGAAGAGUUCUUAUUUCGUACAGCCCUGGGAAUAUUAAAACUUUUUGAAGAUAUUUUGACCAAAAUGGACUUCAUUCAUAUAGCUCAGUUUUUAACAAAGCUACCAGAGGACUUACCUUCAGAAGAAUUCUUUACAUCUAUUGCUGCCAUUCAGAUGCAAAGUAGAAACAAAAAGUGGGCUCAGAUACUGGCUGCUCUGCAGAAGGAUAACCGGGAAAUGGAAAAAGGAAGCCCUUCCCUCAAACGUUAACUCCGGCUGCCUCCAGGAACUCAGAGGAAAAGAUGGAAAGUGGCAAAAGUAUUGGAUAGUGUUUUGACACGUGUGAGCCUGCAAAUCAAAGUGUUACUUCAGUUCUUUUUCAGUAGUAGGAUAGCCUUAAAGGGGAGAGAGGAAGAGAGAAGGAAAAAAAAAAAGGAGGUGGGGGGUUAAAACCUUUGUAAGUGAAACCUAGGCUUAGCCUUAAACUUUUAGCAGAGUGAGCGUUUGCAGUGGACAGCGAUACACAUCAGGUGUCUGAUGAGGGCAGUAAAACUAAGCACCAUUAAGGUUUCUUUCCUUUUUUUCACUGAUGUUUUAAAAUACCGGGCAUUCAGCACUGUCGGUUGCUUUGAAAGCUAUUCCCUAGUUUUGUUGUUAGGCAGGAUGUGUUUCCCAUACCCCUCACAGGAGCUGGAUCUGGGUUUUAAAUAACUGGUGCUGGAAUUUAUACUUAAACGAUGUAAGGACCAUUUCUUCAGAAAUGCUUCUGGUUUUAUAGGCUGUAGGUCCCAUUUACCAAAGAGAUCAUGUAGACAUAGAACUACAUUCCAUUCUUUAAGGAAAAACGUUAAGUUAACUUGGAAAAGAAGUCAUGCUAGCAGUGUAAAACCAAUUAUUCUUCAAGAUGCCUUGGAAAUCCGUGUUCCAAUCUGGAUGCACGUGGAAAAUGUUCCAUUUUUCCGGCUAGAUCCCAGACUCACCAGGUGUGGGUCUAGCACGGAGCUGGCAUUAUUUCCCAAUUGUACUGUCUUGCCUCUGCUCAAACACGGGGUCACAUACUAGUAACUGUAUGCUUCCAUGUCUCCCUCCUCUGGGCAGUGCUGCUCCAGGGUGUUCCUGCCUACCAGCUACUUAUUGCUGUGCCAUCUGGCCAACUGAUAAAACCAUGGGCUGGGCAGAUGAGAGGUGGUUAAAAGGAAUUUUUAUGGGUACUUGAAACCCAGCUCUGCUUGCUGGCAAAACCAAGGAGGAAGGGCACAGGGGAGGAGUUCCAUAAGCCAACACUGCUGCUGAAAAGAAAAGCUUACAGGGGAUCUCUUGAGGUUGCUGCUGCCGUAGUGGAAAAGCGUAAAUGGAGCUGAACUUGAUGUGGUAAUGAGUAGAAGUUUAUUGGGGAACGUGUCAGACAAAUACUGUGGGAACAGGUACAGGCUGUCAUUUCCUAGCAUUGAAGCCAGCCUCAAGUAGAGGUGAGCACGUUAUACAGAGCCAACAGCAGAUGCUCAGUUGUUACUCCGCUCUGGUUCCCUCUGCAUUCAGAUGAAUGUUGAACUGUAAAUCAUGAGUGCCUCUGAUUUACAAGAAUGUUUAUAGUGUAAAAUCUGUUUUAUAAAUAAUGGCUACCAUUGAAAGGGAAACUAACCGAAGCAAUAUUUGUGUUAACUGUCACCGGGAAUUACUAGCUCCUCCAGCUACGUGGCCAUAGGCUUCCCAGUGCUUUUCAGUCUGUUUUAUGCUGAGCAUUUUGGCAUUGUCUGAAUAAAAACAUGAGAAUAAUAGUUGCACACUGCUCAAAUCAACCUAGACAGUAAGGGAUGUAAUCAAAAGACUCUCCUUUAGUACAACAUUCUUUCUGUGAGUGGUACUUUGACUGUAACGUUAAAAAAGAAUGAAAGCAAGGUUUCUUGGUUAACUGUUUGAAGACUCCUAUCACUUUGGAAUACAUGUAAUACAAGUGCAGCUUGCAAGUCUGUUACCUCAUUGGCCUUUUUUCCUGUCCACUUCGUGUACCUGGUGUAAUAGACAUGUGUAUUUUUUGUUGGCCAUCUGAAUUUCUCCAAAAGGCUUCUUCUGGGCCAUCGCUUACUGAAAACAGACAUCAGGAUGUUGAUAUGAAAGCCCGUUAAUUCUCCCAGGAUUUGUGUAGGAUCCUUUAAUGAGCGGUACUUGUAUGGUACAUUGCUUUGAUGUGCAAUAGAAAGCUGGAAGGUCAGUAAGUGGUUUUUAAUGCUACUUUUACUACAACAAAUACACCUUUUCACAAAGGGUAUGAGAGGCCUAACAUCCCCAACAUUUGCACUAUGCUUUUAAAUGAUUUAUUAAACACAGAGACAACUCUUUACGCAGCAUACGUUUUUUAGGUGGUACUGUAACUGGCUUUGUGAUUUAAGUCCUCCCUGUAACUAGGUGUGUAUUUCUGUUUAAACCAAGUCUCAAAGGAUGGCUCGCUUGUCUGAUUAGAAUAUAUUCUGGAGCCAGUAGGUCUGUUUUAGCCAUCUG